Messenger RNA from Anthostomella pinea, 783 nucleotides. Lineage: Eukaryota; Fungi; Ascomycota; Sordariomycetes; Xylariales; Xylariaceae. The record is from the annotation of a GenBank genome assembly.
AUGUCUGCGAGCCAGUCGCUGACUUCCUUCCCCUCCUCGCCAGCAUCUGGAAGACCCAUCAUGGAUCGCAGAGGAUCGUCCAAGAGCUCCCUCAGUCUCGACCUCUCAAGCUUACCGCCUCUGACGGAGCCGGCGCCAGCUACGAACACCUUGCUCCUGACCAACCUCAACGAUCUCGAGAUCUUCCGCCCCGACAACCUGCAAACUAUCCGCGAGCUGAUCGAAGCAUCCGCGCCGAUAUAUACCUGGUCGCCACUGAAGUCCUUCCGCCGCAUAGUCGUGUCCUUCCCCGACGAGCAAUCCGCCAUCAAGGUGCGGUCGAUAUGGGACGGUGAGGCCAUCAUGGGCGAGCGAUGCCGAGUCUACUUUGGCCAGCACACGCCGCUGGACUUUGCCAAGGACAACCACCUAGAGCUCCCCGACGCCGGCAAGCUGUUCUUCAUCAGCCCGCCGCCCUCGCCCCCUCACGGCUGGGAGAUGAAGAUGGAAGACGCGCCAAACAAGCAGGUUCACGCUGAGGACUUGGCGGAUGCUCUGGCGAAGCUGCACCACCGACCGGCGCAGGCGGACAUGUCACCGAUCUCACCCACCGAGGGCGGAUCUGCCCGGACCCGGAGCCGGAGCAGCACCCUUAUCUACCAACCUCACGAGCAUGGUGGCAGCCCUCACUUACCUGCUAUCUCUGUCGACGACAUGACUGACGAGCCGAUGGCCAUGAGCCCGACUCUCGAGGCUCCGAUCAAGGCACACACGGCACGACCACCUGUGGAGCUUAUGGAGUGA